Belonocnema kinseyi is the source of this 4999-nucleotide messenger RNA. It is a transcript of the gene Fem-1, whose product is annotated as protein fem-1 homolog B. Bases 562 to 2553 code for a protein of 663 amino acids. Gene Ontology annotation, molecular function: protein binding. Gene Ontology annotation, cellular component: ubiquitin ligase complex. The record is from RefSeq and is a predicted model, not a curated record. The transcript is spliced from 11 exons. Gene Ontology annotation, biological process: ubiquitin-dependent protein catabolic process. Lineage: Eukaryota; Metazoa; Arthropoda; Insecta; Hymenoptera; Cynipidae.
ACAAACGCUCGUGUUCCUUUUCAUGUCAUCGUAACAUAUUCAUGAAAACUUCAUGGAAUCAAAGCUUGAUUCUUGAGUUUUUGUAUAUUUAAUACAUCUCAAGUGGCAGUGCACUUAACCAAAACGCGUGUUUUGUUCUGGAAAGUGGGGCAGUUCGUUUGACUGGGUUGCUUCGAUGUGAUUGAUGUCAUUCAUCUCUCGUGAACUAGAUUCCAAAUAAUCAGUAGAGAAUUAUCACUCCUUGUAAAUACAAUUCUUCGAUUUCGAUUAUAAAAAAAGAGUCUAGUACAAUACAAACUGACAAGAAAAUCAGUUUUUGGCAGGAAUUUAGUACAAGGCGCUUGACAAGUCAUUGUCUAUUUUCGUUACGGCGAGUUCAAUACAAUUUUGCAUGCAAAUUCUGCCGAAAUAGAUAUAAAUAGCUAUACCUCGAGUAUAUUUAUAUCGCUAAUCUCGCAAAUGGAGCGGCGAGAGUAGUUUUUGAGGUUAUCACAUCGCAGUCUACAGGAAUGAUUCGUUCGGGAAAGUAGUGUCAAGUUGUGAACGAAGUGAACGAUAACCAUGACCAUGACACUCCAAACGGAUUCUACUCUUGAGAUGGCUGAGAAAACUGAUCUCAGUUUGUCUCUUAUGAAUCGUGUUUAUUAUGCAGCUAGGGAUGGAAUGGCAAUUACACUUUUCGCCCUCCUCAACGAAAAAACGCCAGAGCAAAUCAAUUGUCUCAUCAAUCAGAAAGUUUUACAAGAAGAUGGGCAAAGAUGUACUCCCUUAAUAGUCGCUUCUCGUUUUGGCCACGACCGAGUGGUAAAAAUGUUACUAGAUAAAUUCAAACCGGAACUAGAAGAAGAGGGAACUGUCAAAUUUGAUGGCUACGUAAUUGAAGGUGCAAGUGCUCUCUGGUGCGCUGCAGGUGCUGGUCAUUUAAAUGUCGUUAAGACGCUUGUGAAGGCAGGAGCAAAUGUUAAUCAUCCAACGAAAACCAAUUCCACGCCUCUGAGGGCUGCUUGUUUUGAUGGAAGAUUAGAUAUCGUAAAAUAUUUAACAGAUCACCGAGCUAACAUUCACACUGCCAAUAAAUAUAACAAUACUUGCUUGAUGAUUGCUGCUUACAAAGGACAUCUCGAUGUUGUCAGUUUUCUUUUGGAGAACGGUGCAAAUCCAAAUGAAAGCGCUCACUGUGGUGCAACCGCGUUGCACUUUGCAUCUGAGUGUGGUCACUGUAAAAUAGUAUCCGAAUUAUUGAAACACGGUACAAAAAUGACAAAGAACGUUAGUGGAAUGACGCCAUUGAUCGCAGCUGCCGAGCGAACGAGAAGACACGUAGUGGAAUGUCUAGUGUCGAGGGAAGAGGUCAAAAAAGAAGAAACUAUAGAAGCUUACGAAUUACUCGGAGCCUCAUAUGCCAACGAUAAGGAUAAUUAUUGUCUUAGUUGGGCCUAUUCAUAUUUAAAGAAAGGAAUGCAACUUAGGUACAGUGAUCCUGAAAAUAUAAUAUAUAAGAAAAGGUCUGAACCAGUGCCAGCUUAUGAAAACUGGCGAGAAUGUGAAAAUUUGGCACAAUUAGCGAGUAUUAAAAAUGACCAGAACGCCCUUCACAUGGAAUCGCUAGUUAUUAGGGAAAGAAUAUUAGGAAUCCACAAUCCGGAAGUGCCACAUCCAAUUAUCUACAGAGGAGCAGUUUUUGCAGAUGCCGCUCGAUUCGACAGAUGCAUCGAUCUGUGGCUUCGAGCCUUAAAAUUAAGACAGUUGAAUAAUAUUUCCGUUGUCAAAGAUCUGCUUAGAUUUGCUCAGGUAUUCUCCCAGAUGAUUCACGUGGGUGUCCAUCUCCAAUUUACACAAGUCUUAAGUGUUCUUGAAGCGAGUGUUAUAGAAAUUGAGAGAAAUAAAACUAAGAUCCAUCAUCCAGAGCCUAAGGAUGAUGUUGAUCAGUUUAUCGUAAGUAAAGAUGAGAUGGAAUCGAACAUCACAACGACUCUUUACAUCUUGACGAUUCUAACUAAACUGAUAACACUGAAUGAGAAAGGAGACAAGGCAGAUCUCGGUAAAGCCCAUUAUUUGGUGCAUAAAUUAUGCGCACUCCAAGCGGCUCUCAGAGAUGGGCAGACUCUUUUACAUCUGGCUGUGAACGCUGAAACUCCUGUCGAUGAUUUUCACACGAAUGAUGUAUGCAAAUUUCCUUGUGCAGCUACAGCAAAAUUGUUGGUACAGUGUGGUGCUGAUGUUAAUGCAAUGGACAAUGAGAGAAACACACCACUUCACGUAAUUGUUAGUUAUGAAAAACCAAUCAGUGAUUUCAUGACUCUACACGCAAUUAUAAUGGGAUUGAUAGAAGCUGGAGCCCAUAUGGACACAGUCAAUAGUCAAGGAAAAACACCUUACGAAGCCGCAACGACUGGUGUAGCUGAAAUAAUAUUACGGACUCAGACCAAGUUGUCCCUGAAGUGUAUGGCUGCAAAAGCAGUUAAAACAUACAACUUGUCCUACUGUGGGAGUGUACCUCAAUCCCUGGAGAGUUUUAUAGAACUCCACGGAUCUGGACUCAAUCAAGGUUGAAGGUUGUGAGUUACAAUCGUUCAAAUAGCUUCCAUGAACUUUUGAUCGUAAUCCGAUCUACAAGACUUUAUCAAAAUCAUUUUGAAUAUGAGUCUUCAUCUUUAACACUGCAGAAAAUCGUGCCAGAAUGUUAUGUUAUGUAAUUAAAUAAUAAAUUAUUAUUAUACUUUAAAAACUAAUGAAAGCUUGAAAUUAUAAAUGUAAAACAUUACGCUUAUUAUUUUAUAGUAUUUUAAAAGAAUUUGACUGGAAAGAGUUUUAAAAACUGAGAGAGUCCUGAUUGGCACGAUUUACUCAUGUGGUUAUAGAUAAAAAUCAAUCAAGAAACGCGUUUCGUAGGCUGCAUGAAUACUCUCAUUUUCUUAUGUUAUCACUACUCACAACAUAAAACAGCGCUGUAACAUCAAAUUUUAUUUUUUACCGCAAUUCUAGAAAAAAAUCGGACUGAAUGACAAAACAAAAAUGUUAUCGAGAAAUGGGCGGAUAUAGAAAAAUAAAGUAAUUAGCAUUUGCCAUUGUGAUUAUUUUCAGACCUAUUUGCAUGUGAAAAUAACUUCAUUGACAAAUGUCGCUUGCUAGGAUUUUCCGUUCGGUACCAGUGAUUAAUAUUCCUGACAAAAUUCAACAGUCUGAAAUAAAUAUUGUAGGUUUUCAGUAUAGUUUCCGCAACUCUAGAAAACAAAUGAAUUUUCUUGAGCCACUAUCGCAUUAUGGAAAACGCCCAAAGCCAUUUGCUAUAAUAAUCUGUGCCUGAGUAUCAAGAAAUGAAUUAUACACUCAAAGUAUAUAUCGAAUUAUUAAACUUUUUGUUUAUACUUGAGGCAUUUUAAAACAUGCAAUUCUUAAGUAAUAUUUUUGAAUUAUUUCAUGUGCAAUUGUAUUUCUAAUUUUAAAUACACUGAAAUCUUUGUUGUCCAUUUUAUAUCUCCCGUAAACUCUCAAAAUUUAAAGUAACAUAUUUUCUAUGUUUUUGAAGUCUUUGGAAUAUAAAAUAAAAAUUCAAUUUUUAAACCUGAUAGUUGUGUAGGAUUUUUUUUAGAAGUUUAUAGAUGUCACAAAAAUAGAAAACUAUGUAAUGAUUAUUAUGUAGGUAAUUAUUGGCAGCGCUUUCGUGUCAAAGUGUUAAACUACAUUUGUAAAUAUUCAUAAGUCAAUCUAGUUGGUUUAAUUGUAUGAAUGUUUGGUUGUACAUGUACUUAUAAGUAAGAAUAUUAAUAACUCUCGCAAAUAACAAGGAAAUAACUUUAAUGAAAUCAGGGAAUAAAUGAAAGAUAGAUUUAAGCUGUAUUUCAAAGUCAAAAUAAGAAAUUUUUUAUGUAAACUAUUCUUUUUUAAAGAAAAUAUAGCUUAAAACUACUUUUGCGGGAAAUGACUACGUGAAUAUUGUGAAAUAACUUUUAGGAACAUUUGUGAUAAAAAUUAUGACUGCAAAGCGAAGAUAUAUUCUUAUAUUUUUUUUUUCAUCCUUGUGAAACAAACUAGGUUUUUAAUGUAUAAGAGCAGGUAGAGAUAUUCAUUGAUUAUACAAAAAAGGCAGAGAUACUUGUAGUUUACAAUUUGCAUUGUCUCAUUCGAAAUUGUAAAUAGAUCCAAUAUUUUCUCACUAACAUAACGAAAUAUAUGUUAAUGAUUUAUAUAAAAAGUUAGCAUAAAUAAUUAAAGAAAAUGACCAUCAAAUUAUAAGGUUUCAUUAAAUUGAAUAUUUUUAUUCAGACAUUUUUAUAGGUAGUCACUGUAAUCCCAAUGCGAGAUUUCAAUAAUGAGCAAGACAAUUUUGGUUUGCUAAGAUAAUGACAAAAGCAGUGAAACUGCAUGGCUCUUCCAUUAUGUACUUCCUGACAAAUAUAAUUCAAUAAAGCCAUUUUUUUGCGUUAAAUAUAUCAAUCUUACUACGAACAUAUAUGUUAAAAAUUCUAUAAAACUUAUCACGCAUAUUUUUAUUCGCAUAAAUCGAAUUGACAAUUGAUCGGAAUAUUUUUACAUAAAUGUAACACAUGUAUGCAAUUUUUUUGGGGUGCGAUAAAAUCUCAGAAUUCAAAGCGAGCGUGAAUUGUUUAAAAAUAUUUUUUACUCACUGUCUAAAAUAUAAUGUACAAAUUUUUUAAAUAUAUUGAAUUUUUCGCAUGUGAGAUAUAUAAAAUUCAAGUAUUUGAAAAACUAAAAAAUUCAUAUCUAACAAAUCGAUUAAUGUAUAAUAAAAACAGAUAAAAACACAUAAAAAAUAAAAACAGAUAAUAAGAUGUUCGAGACUCUGUUUUGCAAAAUCUACCAAUAUUUCUGAAAUUGUUUCCUAGUUAGUUUAAGUUAGAUACACGUUACGUAUGAAAUGCUAUUUCUUACAGAAGAUGUUCCUGUGUUCAUGAAAAUUGAAUAAAUUUAGAAAUGGAAUAAAAACAGUUAUUUUCUCUUCUUCGAAACAGACAUAUAAUAUGGUUCUUGUAAACAU